GUUUUACAGUACAAUUUUCUUCUAGCGAAUGGUGGUGAGUCCAACCUUUGACAAAUAUGCCCCAUAGAGAGUGGUAUAAAGAAGGAUUAAGGCCAGAGAAAACAACUGAUUUCUUGCCACUUGAAAUAGCUUGCCACUGACUUGCGCGAGAGACGGCAAAUGAUCAUUCAGGUUAUGCUGUAUAGUAUACCAAGAUGAACAAAAUGAGGUAAUAACAGAAAAUGGGGCACAAAGCACACAAAACUUAUAGACAAAGCAGACAGCAGAGGAUGCUCAAUAGCAGCUAAACCAUAGGACAAGCUUUGGAUGUUUCCACUUUUCAGUAAGUUAAAUAAUAUCUAGCUGCCUCUGCAAUAAGAUUCAUCUAUGAAUGUGAGUUUUUUGUGGCCAUUUCAUUGCUUGUAUUUACUCGUUGUACAUUGAUAUACGGCAUAACAAACACUUCUAGAGAGUUUGCAGUCAGAUUUGAAUUGGUUUGUCAAUAGGGAAAAUUCAGGGGGAGGAUAAAAGAAGAGGAUGGUAUUUUGGCUGGGUUUGGGGGAGGUAAGAAAGAUCUGGGGAGGGAGCAAGCUCUAUUAAUAUUGGGCUCUUUUGCAGCUGAAUGAAUUUCUCUCUACAUAUUAGAUACUCUAUGUGCCCUGUUAUGUUUCUCACCAGUUUAUUCUGUAACAGCAUCUACAACACUACACUAUGUCAUCUUCACAAAGGCUUGUUUUGGUUCUUGGAGGAGCUGGCACUGUGGGUUCAGGGAUUGUGAAAUGUCUUUUGCAGAAAGGCUUUCGAGUGGCUGUUAUUUCAAGGGAUACAUCAAGACUAGAUAUGAUGAAGAGUUUUGUACCAGUUUCUUGCAAAGAGAAUCUCUAUACUUUGCUUGGAGAUGUGGGUUCUGAGGAAGGGGCACAAAAGGCAGCAGCAACUUUGCUCAGUCAAGUAGGAAAGGUAACAGAUGUGGUGUCCUCACUCGGGUUUAGCUGGUGGCAGGGGGGCCCUCCACACAUGCAGUCAUUGCAGGAGCUGCAAAAGGUGCUGGAGACCCUCCUGCUCAGUACAUUCACUGCCUGGAAAGCUUUCUUCCCUUUAGUGAAGGAUGAUCCAGAUGCCACCUAUACCUUCAUUACAGGGGGGGCUGGAGAACGCCUGCUUAUGCCAGGAACAGGAUUCCUAACUUUGGGUGCAGCAGGAGCCCUGGCCUUUUCCCAGGUUGUCCGUGAGGAAUAUCCAGAAGUUCCAUGUAAACUUAAUGAGAUAAAGAUCAACAUGGGAGUAGCCAAACCUGAACGCCUGGGCCCUGGAUAUGUCAGUCAUCUGGAGGUUGGAGAAGCCAUAGCAACGGUAGUAGAGAAAAAGCGAGUGUCGCAUACUGUAUUAUGCGUCAAGUCUACCACAGACCUCAAGACCCUCAUCUUGGAAGGGAAGCUGUAGGAUGUGGGACAGAUUUAACAUUGGUAAAAAUCACCCUGGCCAAUACAUCAUACAUCCUUCUAUGAACUGCACAAAAUGACCCCAGCAUAUACUGUACAAAUCAGGCUAAAUGCCAGGACCCAUUAAAUUUAGAAUAUUUAACAGAUAUUAUACCUACCUCCUCUAUAACAAAAUGGGUACUUAAAGGACUUAAAAAACACAGGACUGUACUACUGUAUCUCUAGUUACAGCAACUGCCUAUUAUCCAAUCUUGUAUUUCCUAAGAACACGUAGACUUUACACAGGCACAGACCUACGGAUAUGUACAGUAUUAGACUGUGGAUAGCAUGGAAAACUAGUCAGUUAUGGAAACUGAGCAGUAGGCAAAUAUAUGUUAAACAGUUUACUCCUGAUUUCUAUAACUCCUUUUGGUAAACCAUGUUGCUUAUUAUUGAUGUUCUUGUGUGUGUGUGUGUGGGUGAAAGUUGUUCUUUUAUAAUAAUCCCCUAGUACUAUACACACCAUAACUUUUUACAGUCACACUUAGUAGCAAAUUACAGAUUUAUAGAUGAUUCAUAAGAUAUUUAUAAUGUGCAUGUUUGUGAUAUCUCUGAACUAAACAGAGUUUAUGUAUGACAUGAUCCCUUGUCUUUAGCCUAAAAGCUUAAUGAUAAUUAGCUAUCCCUUUUUAUUGCAUUAAUCCAUCCACAUGCUCUGACUUCUCCAACAGGCGCUUAUUUUUGUAUCCUUUUUCUCUGGAAGUUCAGCAGUACAUAAUACAGGUAUGGGAUCUGUGAUCUGGAAACCUGUUAUCCAGAAAGCUCUGAAUUAUGGAAUGGCCAUCUCCCAUAGCCUCCAUUUUAUAUCAAUCC
Molecule: messenger RNA, 2273 nt
Organism: Xenopus laevis (African clawed frog)
Lineage: Eukaryota; Metazoa; Chordata; Amphibia; Anura; Pipidae
Exons: 6
Coding region: 691-1422 (243 amino acids)
Source: RefSeq, a predicted model, not a curated record